Trichomonas vaginalis G3 is the source of this 525-nucleotide messenger RNA. RefSeq lists its product as uncharacterized. The record is from RefSeq and is a predicted model, not a curated record. NCBI's taxonomy places the organism in Eukaryota, Parabasalia, Trichomonadida, Trichomonadidae. The transcript has a single exon. The coding region runs from base 1 to 525 and encodes 174 amino acids.
AUGCAAAUUGAAAGUUCAACAGAUAAUUUUAUACAAACAUUGAAGAACUCUGCCCAAGUAAGUGAAAAGAAGAUUCAAGAUAUAUUGAAUGAACCUGUCUAUGAUAAUAACACAAAAAUUGUUUUUAGAGUUCAAAUGCAAACACUCAGAGAGUUUCAAUCAAUAUCUAAAUCAAAGGCUAUAUGUGAUUUAUUUUCCUGUUUCAAUAGACUUGGAAAUUUGGAUGAUUCAUUCCCAAAUAACAAAAAAGAUAAAUUCGGUUUUUUACCACAGCAAUUUAUUAACGAUUUUUCAAAUGAUUCAUACUUAGAUGUACUUACUAGAAUUGCUUCCAAUUCCGUUGUUGAACAGAAUAAAAUAAUUUUAGAACUCCUCAUUAAAAUCUACAGAAAUCAUCAAUCUCAAGAUGUUGUGAAUUAUGUUUCUAAAGUGAUGAUCAGAGACUUUAAGUUUAAUACAUCACUCCAUGCUUUUAAUGCUCCUUCUGAAAUCCCUAUAAUUCCAAAUGGUAUCUCACUUUUCUAA